GACGCAGCAGCAGCAGCCUCCAGAUCUCCAUGUAGACCAGUGUAGUGACAUCCACAGAUCACCUGGACCUGUCCACCCAUCAGCACCCACCCAGGACAACACCCGCCUCUUUCCAAAGAAGCAAGAGAAGGAGGAGGAGGAGGAGGACGAGGGGGGUGGGUCUGUUUAUCUUUUUUUUUCUUUUCUCAGUUUUUUGGUUUUGGGAGUAGGCUCCGGGCUGGACCGCAUGCAUGACACAACGCAAAGGCGAGAAACCCACCAUCAGCAUCCAGGAGCACAUGGCCAUUGACGUGUGCCCUGGCCCCAUCCAGCCCAUCAAGCAGAUCUCUGACUACUUCCCCCGUUACCCGCGGGGCCUCCCCCCUGCUGCGACACCCCACCAAUUGGGCCUCGCCGGGCCCCUGUGCGCUGCCCUCUCCACCUCCUCGGCCACCACCUCUGCCACCGCCGCUGCCGAAAGUGACCGCCCCAAUGAGGAUAAACCAGACCGGGCUUCUGCCGGAGCCUCCGCCUCCUUACAGGCCACCAGGAGGGACGAGGAGCCUGACGUGGAGGGAUACGACUCAGAUGACUCCACUACACUGGGGACCUUGGACUUCAGUUUGCAGUAUGACCAGGAGAACAACGCGCUGCACUGCACCAUUAACAAAGCCAAGGGGCUCAAGCCGAUGGACCACAAUGGGCUUUCUGACCCCUAUGUCAAGUUGCACCUACUGCCCGGAGCCAGCAAGGCCAAUAAACUUAGAACCAAGACCCUGCACAAUACACUCAACCCUGUCUGGAGCGAGACCCUGACCUACUACGGCAUCACCGACGAGGAUAUGGUCCGCAAAACACUCAGGAUUUCAGUGUGUGAUGAGGACAAAUUCCGACACAACGAGUUUAUCGGGGAAACACGAAUCCCCCUCAAGAAGCUGAAGCCCAACCAAAUCAAAAACUUCAACAACUGCCUGGAGAAACAGCUACCUGUCAACAAGACGGAAGACAAGUCCCUGGAGGAACGAGGACGCAUCAUGAUUUCUCUAAAGUACAACACCCUGAAGUCUUGUCUCGUCGUGGGCAUCAUACGCUGCGCUCACCUCGCUGCCAUGGACGCCAAUGGCUUCUCUGACCCCUACGUCAAAACGUACCUGAAGCCUGACGAGAACAAAAAGUCAAAGCACAAGACUGCUGUGAAAAAGAAGACGCUCAAUCCAGAGUUCAACGAGGAGUUCUGUUACGACAUAAAAUAUGCAGACCUCACCAAAAAGACCUUGGAGGUGACCGUGUGGGACUACGACAUCGGAAAGUCCAACGACUUCAUAGGUGGUGUAUCUCUGGGUAUCAAUGCAAAUGGAGAAAGGCUCAAACACUGGUUUGACUGCCUUAAAAACAAGGACAAGAAAAUUGAGCGCUGGCACACGUUGACCAAUGAAUUACCUGGUUCAUUAAAUGACUGAAGACUCACAUUCUGUCAUCCAACCUGUUGGCCCCCCCACCCCACCCCACCCCCGGCUGCACCAGAUUGGACUCCUGCCUUCAUUUUCCUAAUCCCUCCUCCUCCCAAAUCUUCUUCUCUGGAUUUUGGCCACAGCGACCUGUGACACCUCUUUGGGAAUAUAUUUCCUUACAACAGGGCUCAGUUAAAAUAUGCUUAUGUUUUUGUUCACAUGUACAAUAGGGGUUGCACAGCUGCUCAUUUAUUUUUUCUUUAAAAGAGAAAUAUAAUCAAGAAAAUGAAUCACAAGUAUUGUUGGCUUACAUUUAAAGCUUUAUAACUUUGAUUUCUUAUCAGACCAGUGAAGACAAAAUGAGCAAAUGCUUUCAUUGAUGAGAUCUCUUACAGCAGCUAAAUGAUUUACCAAUGAUUCACCAGUCCCCGACACAGCACAAACAAAGCCUUCAUACGAUCAUCUUGGUGGUAGAAUGAGUGGAGAAUCUAACAAAGGAUGUAGCAACAUUUUACACUGUUGGAAUAUGCAGAAAUGUUUAGUGGAAUAGUUCUCAUUUCGAUAACUCAAGAUGUUGCACUUUUAUAUGAAUGUAAAACUGUGGGGUGGUGAAGGUCCUGUUGUCGUUGACCCCCCAUGUAAAUGGCUCCCACACAACGGACCAACUACAAGCAGUUUGUUUUAAAAAACUGGAGCUUUUAUCCUUUACUUUGACUCAUUGGGCCAGGUGAGAACAACGCCAUGACUCCCCUUAAAAUACUGUGCAAGUUAAGGCCUCAGUAUGCUUUAAACAGACUGCCCAAGACUGUCCCCCAAGAAAAAACAAC
Messenger RNA from Centropristis striata (black sea bass), 2257 nucleotides. RefSeq names its product double C2-like domains, beta (gene doc2b). NCBI's taxonomy places the organism in Eukaryota, Metazoa, Chordata, Actinopteri, Perciformes, Serranidae. The coding region runs from base 231 to 1439 and encodes 402 amino acids. The record is from RefSeq and is a predicted model, not a curated record. Gene Ontology annotation, cellular component: membrane. The transcript has 9 exons.